Macadamia integrifolia is the source of this 1827-nucleotide messenger RNA. Its product is annotated as aldehyde oxidase GLOX-like. The transcript has a single exon. Lineage: Eukaryota; Viridiplantae; Streptophyta; Magnoliopsida; Proteales; Proteaceae. The record is from RefSeq and is a predicted model, not a curated record. The coding region runs from base 56 to 1675 and encodes 539 amino acids.
UCUUCUUCCCUUCCCCACUUGAACCAGCAGAGACCAACGCAUACAGCUAACCUUGAUGGCUCUAACUCCUAUUAUUUGUUUCUCCUUCCUCUUUCUCAUUCUCAAUUCCAUUACAUCAACAGCAGCUUCACUAGGUCAAUGGAACCUCCUCCAGCAAAGCAUUGGCAUAUCAGCUAUGCACAUGCAGCUUCUCAACAACGAUCGCGUCAUCAUCUUCGACCGCACCGACUUCGGCAGUUCCAAUCUCUCCUUACCCGACGGCAGAUGCCGGAAUAACACCAAUGACUUUGCCCUCCAACAUGAUUGCUCUGCUCACUCCGCAGAGUAUGAUGUACUUACCAAUUCCGUACGGCCCCUUAUGGUCCAAACCGAUACUUGGUGCUCUUCCGGUGCCGUCUCCCCCGACGGUUACCUCAUCCAAACCGGUGGAUUCAACGACGGUGAUCGUGCUGUCAGGGUUUUUCAGCCGUGUAGUACUUGUGAUUGGCAAGAGAUUCCAAAUGGUCUCAUUCAACGACGUUGGUAUCCCACCAAUCAAAUACUACCAGAUGGACGGGUCAUCGUCAUCGGUGGGCAGCAAAACAAUUACGAAUUCUACCCGAAAUCCACAUCCACCAAUACUGUAUUCAACUUUACCUUUCUUGAACAAACCAGUAAUCUCUACCCUUUUGUUCACCUCAAUGUGGAUGGCAACCUAUUCAUCUUCGCCUACAAUAAACGAAUCUUGUUCAACUACACCAGCAACACCGUCGUCCAAACUUUUCCGGCCUUUCCGGGUUAUCAGCCUCGUACCUACCCGUAUACCGGAUCCUCAGUUCUACUCCCACUAAAGAACUUACAACAGUCUUUAGUUGAAGCUGAGGUCCUCAUUUGUGGUGGAGCUACCUGGGGUUCAGACCAGGUGGCCAUUUCAGGUACCUUCAAAGAUGCAUUAGACACAUGUGGGAGGAUCCGAAUUACUGACCCAAAUCCGACCUGGACCAUGGAGACAAUGCCCUUCGCUAGAGUUAUGGGAGACAUGACCUUACUCCCUAACGGUCAAGUCUUGAUCAUCAAUGGUGCUGCAAAGGGGGUUGCCAGUUGGGAAUAUGGCAGAGAUCCAGUGUUCUAUCCGGUUCUGUAUCAACCCGAUUACCAGAAGGUCCAGAACGGGUCUUCGUUCCAAACACUAAACCCAUCAUCCAUUCCACGUAUGUACCAUUCCACCGCAAUCUUACUCCGUGAUGGUCGAGUUCUAGUGGGAGGAAGCAAUCCCCAUCAGUACUACAACUUCACCGGCGUUCUUUUUCCAACGGAAUUAAGCUUAGAGGCAUUCUCACCGGCAUAUUUGGAUUCGGAAUUUUUGGGAUUACGGCCGACGAUCAAUACCCCGGCGUCGUAUGCUAAGCUAACUUAUGGGCAACAAAUGGAGUUACAGUUUUCAGUGACGAGUCCGGUGAAUGAAAGCAUGAUAGAGGUGACAAUGGUGGAUCCAUCUUUCACGACGCACUCCUUCUCCAUGAAUCAGAGGCUGUUGGUGUUGGAUGGAAGUAAUGUGACUGCACUAACGAACUCAUCUUAUGCAAUGGACGUGACGACUCCAAAUUCAGCUUUCCUGGCACCUCCUGGGUAUUAUCUUUUAUUUCUGGUUCAUCAAGAUAUACCUAGUGAGGGAAUUUGGGUUCAAAUCAAGUGAUAUACAGUAUUAAUGUAAUUUAAUUAAUUCACAUUUUUUAUGUUCAUAAUGGGAACAACCAGCCAUAGAAUAAAUGUAGUUAUUCAAUUCAUUUUUCUGUUCAUGAGAUGUAAUUAUUAUUAUUAUUUUUUUUUCAGAAAUUAAUAUUUGGU